GAAAUUUUUGGUCUGCUUUUAAGCUUUAAAAAUCUAUCAGUCUCGAAACUUAAGAUGCACCAUCUAUCGAUACGGACAUACACAUACACUUAGACGUUUGCAUCCGAAAACGAAUGUCGUGAAAUUUCUUUUUCUGUUCAUUUUUUACCGAUAAAAUCGUAAGCAAACAACUUAGCGAGUAGAAAUGUCAUCCCAGCAUCUUGCCAAACCAGCUCAUUAAUGCGUUAUUACAAUUUUCUUUUAGAAUCACUUUUUUUUCUUUGUUUGGUCAGCGUGCAAAACCGGAUAUCUCGGAACGAAUUCUAUUCUUCUUUUUAGAGCUGAGAACAAGAACUGAAAGAAUCAUUUGCAUUUGAUAAUUCCUUAGAGUGUGAACAUGGAAUUUUUUCCUUGGAACCUCUUUUGAAAGAUAUAAAAAAUCAUUUUUUCUACAACACGGAUUAUAAUUAUCCUUAUAAAUGUGUUUAUACUUCACUUAUUAGUAAAUGAAGAAAUCACUAUAUAAAGAUUUUUAUAGCAUAUAUAUUAUUAUUUCACGUAUUAUAUAUUUUUUACUUGUGGAAAUGUUUCGGUUUAAAAUUUACUUUAUUAAUCACGUUCGAUUUUUAUACAUUCACUAUUCAAGUUAACAUCACAUUACUGACAAACUCACUCUUUUGUCACUUAAAUGUUACCCUUUUCUAUCGUUCUCGUUAUAUGGCUAUGUCACGACUGUCUUAUGGAAAUAAUUCUGUAGUUAAGGAUUCAUUAAUAAUGCACUCUCACCAGAUGUUCUAAGUGGCAAUUUUUUUUUCAGUUGCAAUACUUUGCAACAACGUAAAAAAUACUGCAAGCUGCACAUUUUCCACGAGUCUUCUGAAUUUUUCAAUAGUUUGCCUCGUUUCGUAUCAUCAUAAUUAUGGUCGUAAGAAACUUUUGCAUUGUUUCUGAAAAUUUCUGCACGUGCAUGGUCACAACUUUACAUAUAUGAAGCAAAAAAAAAACCACGAAACAACGAAAAGUACGUUUCUGGCGGUCGAUGAACUUCGAAUACUCGUCUGCGUGCACUUGUCAUUGUAAUUUAUUUAUCAACCCUUUUUGGCAGAUGAACGUUGACGAGACGAUAAUAACACCUUUCUGGCUGUUGUAAUAUUUACGACAGUACAAUGUGCCUUCGCAUUUCACGAAUUUCGUUGAAAGCAUGCGUGAUAACAACACUCCAAAAAGUGGGGAUAAUAUUGUCAACGAAAGAAGAUCAGUACCCCUUUGACGAAUGACAUGGAUCGUUCAAAUGGAUAUAAUGAUUUAGAAUGGGCAAUUGGUUUAAAUCGCCGCAUGUUGAAACUUGUUGGUUUGUGGCCACAAAAUAGUACGAUUUCGUAUGAAGUCAUAUUCUCGAAAUUUUGCUUGUUGUUUAACAUUAUCACGUUGAUUUUCGUAUUAACAAUACCGGCUUUAGCAUCGUUGAUCAGAGUAUGGGGUGAUAUGAUACUGAUGAUAGAUAACUUGCAAUAUACUCUACCUUUAUUGAUUACGAUAUUAAAAGUCUCCAUUAUGUGGUGCAAAAGAGAAGCUUUAUCGCCGCUAAUUGACAUGGUGAUAAAAGACUGGACGAAAGUGAAAAUGGAAGAAGAGCGAAAUGUUAUGCUAAAGCAAGCUAGAAUCACUCGCAUACUUGCGAUGUGCGGAGGAUUCAUGAUAUUUCUUACACUCUUAAUCACUUUCAGCUCUUUGUUUUUUGGACUGACGCUGAGGCACGUAACAAAUUUAACUGAUCCUGGAAAACCACUGCCACUUCAAACAUAUUACUUGCACGAUGUGUCCAAGAGUCCGCAAUUCGAGCUGACGUUUUUCACACAAGGAAUCGCAGUAACCACAUCUGGUCUCAGUUAUACAGCAGUCGACAACUUUCUUGGACUAUUACUUUUACACAUAUGCGGUCAAAUAGAAAACCUGCAUUUGCGAUUAUUGAAUUUAGGAAAGAAUUCGAAUUUUAUAGCAACUUUAAAAUUCAACGUCAAGGAUCACAUUCGCUUGAUCAGUUCCAUUCAAAUUAUUGAUAAUACGUUCAACUUAAUGCUGCUUGGUCUAAUAUUCUUUUUUGGUGUACUAUUCUGUCUUCAAGGUUUUCUAAUAAUUAAUGUUCUUAAGCAAGGAGAAAACUUAACACUUUUACAUUUCAUUUGGUACAUCUCCGCAAAUGUAUGUGUUUUACUGCACAUGUGUCUUUACUGUGCGAUCGGUGAAUUUCUUGUGACACAAUCUGAAAAAAUACAUAGCGCCACGUAUGAAUACUUAUGGUAUACUUUGGAACCAAAAGCAGCAAAACAUUUAAUACUAGUCAUGCUCCGCGCGAAGAAACCACUUUAUAUUACGGCAGGAAAAACGUUUCCAAUGACAAUGGCCACAUUUUGCAAUUUAUUAAAAACAUCAGCUGGCUAUGUAUCUGUGUUACUUGCUAAUCGAGAUUAAAAAACAACGCAAUAUGUAGCUGGUACGUUAGCAUAUAUUAUAAUGUAAAAUUUAAAAAUAUGAAUUAUAAAUA
Messenger RNA from Linepithema humile (Argentine ant), 2524 nucleotides. Its product is annotated as odorant receptor Or2-like. Gene Ontology annotation, biological process: detection of chemical stimulus involved in sensory perception of smell; sensory perception of smell. The record is from RefSeq and is a predicted model, not a curated record. Gene Ontology annotation, molecular function: olfactory receptor activity; odorant binding. Gene Ontology annotation, cellular component: plasma membrane. NCBI's taxonomy places the organism in Eukaryota, Metazoa, Arthropoda, Insecta, Hymenoptera, Formicidae.